Messenger RNA from Drosophila persimilis, 2480 nucleotides. It is a transcript of the gene Teh2, whose product is annotated as protein tipE. Gene Ontology annotation, biological process: regulation of sodium ion transport. The transcript has 5 exons. Lineage: Eukaryota; Metazoa; Arthropoda; Insecta; Diptera; Drosophilidae. The record is from RefSeq and is a predicted model, not a curated record. Bases 438 to 1352 code for a protein of 304 amino acids. Gene Ontology annotation, molecular function: sodium channel regulator activity.
CCUAAAACCGAAAACCGAAAACAGAAUAAUAAUAAAAUAAAUUUAGAUAACUUAAUCAAUAUACAAGAAGAAGGAACGGAACCGCCGCCUUCUCUCCCCCGCCCCAAAAGGAGGUUCCAAUUAGAUUUAAACGAAAAAACGAAGACACCUUUUUCCUUUUCGGCUCUACAAAAAUAAGGCAAAUAGGAAAAGAGCAGAGCGAGAGACAUCGAUAGACGAGAUAUAGAGACGUAAGCUAACCCACAUUCACAGUAGAAAGGAGAAGGCAGAAGCGGGUACGCGGGGAAGGGAUAAAGAGACAAGGAGAUAGAGAUAAAGAAAGAGUGUAGAAUUGUUAGCGGUGUUCAUUUUAAAAGCUUUUACUGAUCCUAAAAUCUAAGAAAUCACACGAAACCACACACAGAACACGCACAACACAGAGAGCACAGAGAAUCAGAAUGAAGAAGAGCUCCACCCUGACAACGACAACGUCGAUGCCGACGAGUCCCACGCUCUCGGCACAGACGCUCUCCGCCAGCAAGAUUAGCCUGAACAGCAGCAGCAGCAGAUCGGGCUCGGUGGCGGGAUCGAUACGCUCCUCCUGCCAGUCACCGGUUAGGCCGGGCCGCGGCUGCGUGGACGCCAUCAAGGCCAAGCGCGAGGAGAUCGAAAUCGACACACUACUCGAGAAGGCGAAGUUCUAUACCUCCGUGUGCCUUGGUACAACUGCCAUUUUGUCGGUGUUCACAUUCCUCUUCCUGAUACCCUUCGUAGUGGAUCCCGCCAUCUCAACGAUCAUUGCCGACUACGAUCCAGUGCCCGUGACCUGCAUUGUGAUCGAUCACAUCUAUGCGGAGGGCAUCAAGAACUGCAGCUGGAGCUCCUGUCGCGAGGGCUGCACCUCAUCACUCACCAAGUGCCAUCAGUUGUUUGUCAACUAUACGCGCAUCCCGUACAGCGACUGGGAGCGAAAUCCCCGGGACCUGGACACCGUCAACUGGGAUGUUAGCUAUACAAAGUUUCUGAUUAACUCCGAGGGCUGCGGGUACCCGCCCACGACCAACUGCAGCGUCUUUGCCAGGCAGUAUGGCUUCUCUCAUAUUGGGGAGCCGUUCCCCUGCUACUACAGCCGUGCCUAUCCAGAGGUGGUUAUCGGCCGCUACUCGUGGGAGAACAAUCUGUACCAUCUGAUCCUAUCGCUGAUCAUACCGAAUGUGCUCUUCGCCAUCUCCAUCGGGGUGCUGAGCUACUGGUACUGCCCCUGCUGCGAGAAGGCCUGCAAUAAGUCCUCGCGGGUCUACGCCGAGAAGUUCCCAACCAAGGAAGACAAACUUCUGUGUCACAGUGACGAAGAUGAUGAUAUGGAAUACUAGCAAAAAUACAAAUUAGCUAAAGCUAAAGCUAAAGCCCCUAAACAAAUAGCGAACUCAACUUUGUAGUCUGUAUCACAAACACACCCACACACACACACACACAUAGCUUAUAUUAAAUAGAUAUAAAAACAUACAAUACAUAUAUGAAUCGAUCGAUAGAGAAAUUCCAUUUACCAUCUGCCAACUCACAAAUCGGACGAUAUACAUACAUACAUACAUACAUACAUAUAUAUGAAGUACUCGUACAAAAAAUAAUAAUUAUAAAUUGCCAGCGGAGCAUCGUCGGAGGAAGGAAGGAAGGAUAGCGAUAGCGAUACCGAUAACGAUAACGAUAACCUUUUCCACUUGCAUAUAUGUAUAAAUAUAUAUUUUAUUCGAAACUUUUGCGCUCUACAAUUCACAUCCCAUCUUAGCCAUCAAGCCAUGCAAUAAUACUUUAUUCGUACUAUAUAGAAGAAGAUCCUUGUUUCAAAAUACUGUACUGCACUGUACUGUCCUGUAUAACUUUAGAACUUUGGCUUUUGGUGUGGACGAUGCUCCGCUCUAUGAUUGCUCGACUCUCGACUUCGAUUUACAGAAUGAUAAUACCAAAUACCAAUUAAAGAAUCGCUUGUUUUCAACAAAUUGUGAUAGUAGUCAUAAAAAUAUUAAGUAAAUUCGUAAAAACUAACUAAAAAUGAUAAUGAAAACAAAACAUGGCAAACGAAAACGAAGAUGAAGAGAAAAAGAAAAACCAAACCAAACCAAUCAAACCAAUUGUUAGGGAACCGAGUCCGAGUCCGCUAAGAUGAAGGUUCGUAGAGAAGAUGUUGGCAUGAUAGAUGAUAGAUUUAUCACAAGAUACUCGUACAAGAUACAAUCCAAGAGUUCAAGCAGAAGAACCAAAUUUCUCACUCCAAAAAGUACACACAUACACACUCUCAAACAUUUUUGAAAUAGUUUUAAAAACUCUUAUGUAAAAACGAACAUCUAAUGAAUUAUAGCAAUACAUACAUACAUAUAUAUGUAUAUAUACAUAGAUAUAUAUAUAUAUACAUAUACAUAUAGCUUAGCAGAACCGAUAAAACGCACGUUGCUUAUGAGAAUUUUUUUAAAUCAUACAAAACAAAAAACAAAACCAAAAAAAAC